AUGGCCUCCAAGCUCAAGGAGCGGAGAAGGACGCCGGUUUCCCACAAAGUGAUUGAGAAGCGGAGGAGGGACCGCAUCAACCGCUGCCUCACCGAGCUGGGGAAGACGGUGCCCAUGGCUCUGGCCAAGCAGAGCUCGGGGAAGCUGGAGAAAGCGGAGAUCCUGGAGAUGACGGUGCAGUACCUGCGGGCCCUGCACUCGGCGGACUUUCCCCGCGGCCGGGAGAAGGAGCUGCUCUCCGAGUUCGCCAAUUACUUCCACUAUGGCUACCACGAGUGCAUGAAGAACCUGGUCCACUACCUGACGACGGUGGAGAGGAUGGAGACCAAAGACACCAAGUACGCCCGCAUCCUGGCCUUUCUCCAGUCCAAAGCACGCUUCGUUACUGAGCCUCUCUUCACUUCCCUGGGCUCCCUGCCGGAGCCGGACUUUUCCUACCAGCUGCAUGCUGGGCCCGAGUGCCCCGGGCACGUCCACAGUCCCGCCGAGGGCGUGCUCCAGUCGCCCUCGGGGGGGCCAUUCCCCUGGCACGGCGCCACCCGCAACCCCUCCCUGCCCUACCACUUGCCCAGCGCCGCCGUACCCCUCGCCAGCCCCGGCCAGCAGCGCAGCACCUUCCUCUCAUCCGUGCAGGGGCUGGAUCGCCACUACCUCAACCUCCUCGGCCAUUCCCACCCCAACACCUUCGGGCUGCCCCCGGGCCAGCACCCCUCCAUGCUAUAGAGACUCGUCCCUCCUGAAAAAA
This is a messenger RNA of Prinia subflava (tawny-flanked prinia), 745 nucleotides long. It is a transcript of the gene HELT, whose product is annotated as helt bHLH transcription factor. The record is from RefSeq and is a predicted model, not a curated record. The transcript is spliced from 4 exons. Bases 1 to 723 code for a protein of 240 amino acids. Gene Ontology annotation, molecular function: DNA-binding transcription factor activity, RNA polymerase II-specific; protein dimerization activity; RNA polymerase II cis-regulatory region sequence-specific DNA binding. Gene Ontology annotation, cellular component: nucleus. NCBI's taxonomy places the organism in Eukaryota, Metazoa, Chordata, Aves, Passeriformes, Cisticolidae. Gene Ontology annotation, biological process: regulation of transcription by RNA polymerase II; regulation of neurogenesis; anterior/posterior pattern specification.